Messenger RNA from Cynoglossus semilaevis (tongue sole), 2588 nucleotides. Its product is annotated as myosin-7B-like. The record is from RefSeq and is a predicted model, not a curated record. The transcript has a single exon. The coding region runs from base 621 to 2588 and encodes 655 amino acids. NCBI's taxonomy places the organism in Eukaryota, Metazoa, Chordata, Actinopteri, Pleuronectiformes, Cynoglossidae.
AUCAGUCCGAUACCUUCAUUGCUCCUCCAGGGCGAUAGUGUCCCAGUUUAUGGCACGUUGCGCAAAGUUACGUUGUACAUCUGAGCUUAAGUGUCGGAACAGAUGGGCUAUAUUUUGACCAAUAUCUGAUCGAUACUGAUCCUAUUAUCAGAUCAAGACAUGCCCUACCUGUUAGUGGACCAACUUGAUCAGACUGUUAAGACAACAAACCCAGGGAACAAUCAUGGCCAAUGCGUCAGUUAGACAAGUAGUUAGCACAUUGGAUGUGGCACAGAGAUUAAUUUGACAGAUUUUACCAAUUUUUUGCUUGCUUGCUAACAGCAUAAAAACAGUGACCGAUGCCUUUGUAUAUCAAAGACACGUCGACACUGAUGACAGGUCAGUAAUAUCAAAGACACAUUUGCAUGAAGUCCCAUCUUCAGAACUGCUACAACAUGGGUCAUAGGGUCAAUUUAAAAAAUGUAGUACGGCUCCAAGAGGUUGAUGAGUAAUAAUGUACAUAACACCACCAGAAACGGCAGCCAAUUAGGGAACGAUGAAAAAGAUUAACCUCAUGGGUGAACCACAUUUGUUUCUCUGAGUCAAUUCGAACGGUUAAAAAAAAAAGAAAAUCAACAAAGAUGGUUCGGCUGAGAGGUUUUUCUCACGCAGUGCGACAUUUUCAUGAAGAAACUGAAGACGAAUCCAAAGAAGAAACAAAAGAAUUUGAGGGAAAAAUUCAGUGUAGCUCCCAAAUGGAAGAGUUGACGUCCUGUGAUAAAUUCGAGUCCUUUUCAGAAUUGAAGUCUUCAAUUAAAACUGAGACUUUGGAUAACUCCAAGUCUCUAGGUUUAUCUACAUUGUUAGAAAAAUCCAAGUUUCCAGUGAAAUCAGAGACUUCUGGUGAAUCUGGAUGUUUGGACGAAUCUGAGUCUCCAGAUAAAUCUGUGUCUCUGGGAAAGUCUACUCUCUCAAACGAACAUCUCUCUUCCAUUUUCUCCAUGUCCUCAGUUCAGUCUGAAUUGUUAGGGUUAGAGUUACAGAAACCCUGUGAUAAAAGUCGGUCUCCAGAAAAACCCAAGCCUUCGGGCAGAUCAAAUUCUAAGUCUCAGGAUAAAUCCAGUUUUUCAAAUUAUUUUAACAAACCAAAGUCUUCUGAAAAAGGCAAGUCUUCUCAUAAACCCCAACCUCUGGAGAACACCAAGUCGAAGUCUUCUCAUAAAACAAAAUCUUUAGAUAUUUCUGACUUUUCCGAAGUAUUUGAAAACGAAAACAGACAUUUGACCACAUCCACCAAGUUUUCUAUUCUCCAAAGAGACCUACAAGCAGCCAGGAGAGCUAGAGCUGCGUUUGAACACGGCUUGAAGAUGAUACAAGGAGCAAAAGCGCGACAGAAAGAAGCCCAGAAGAAGAUCCAGAGAGAAAAACACACUUUGGCUAAAGCCCUGGAGGAGGAACGGGCGAAAAGGAACACCAUCUGUGUUGAAAGUAAGCUAAUGCGGAAGCAAGCGGCUGCUCUUCAAAAAUCGCAGAAAGAGCAGCAGCACAGUUACGAACGUCUUCGAAAGAAGAUGACAUCCGACCAGGAAGAAUAUGACAAGGUAGUGAAGAACCUCAACGAUGAAAUUCUUUCCAAAAAUAAGGAAAUUGAAUCGCUACACAUCUUAGCUCAAAGUCUCAGGGUUAACCGAGAAGCCAAGGAUGAAGCAGUUGAACAGCAGCACAAAUCUAAAACUGCCGCAUGUCAGCAGAAACUUAACCACCUGUGUCGGGAAAACCAAAAACUGGCUUCUGAGAAUCAGAAGCUGCGUGAAGAUGCUUUUUCCUACCACCUAAAGUACAAAGAAAAGCUGGAGCUCCUGACUCAGAAAAACCUUCAAACGACUGCUGAGAUCGAGAGGCUGCGAGACAAACUGGAGGCCGCCCGGCACGAGAGACGAUGUGUCCGAAAGCAGCACCAAGAGGACAAGGACGUCCGCCGGAGACUGGAGGAGAAGGUCAACGCGGAGAAAGUUCGCUGCCAGAGAACCAGCCAAGAAUUGGAGACGCUGAAAAGAGCCAUCCCAGACGCAGAGAGGGAACGGCAAAGAAACGAUGGACUUGAAGAAGCCUUGCACCAGCAGAGGUUGCAGAAUGCUGCCCUGCAAAAUAAAGUGGACCACACCGAAUGUGCUCUUGAGAAAGAGCGAGCCAACAGUGAGCGGUACAGAGCUGAGCUGCAGGGAAUGAAGGAGGAGCAGCGACAACUGUCAGAGGAGCUGCAGAAAGCUCAGAAGAACUUUGUCUGCUUCCAGGCCCAGUGCCAGGCUGAGUUGGAGUUCCAGGGCAGCCAUGUUAAGGGCUGUGAGCUCAGGCUCAAGGAGCAGAAAGUUGCUUUGAACAAUGUCAUGAAAGCUCUGCUGCACAUGCAGCAGAAAUACACCGAUCUGGGGAGGAGGCACAGUGAAAUCAGUUCUAUGUACCGUCAGCUGCUGAAAGAACACGGCGCUCUGCAAAACAAAUACGAAAGGCUCUGCUACGCCAAAGGAAUGCCACGGCCAGAAUUCAGUGUUUCUCACCUUUACUCAGCCAUAGGUGUGAAAGGUGAGCCGCAGUUGUGGUUCAGUUAG